This is a messenger RNA of Prunus mume (Japanese apricot), 876 nucleotides long. RefSeq lists its product as uncharacterized. The record is from RefSeq and is a predicted model, not a curated record. NCBI's taxonomy places the organism in Eukaryota, Viridiplantae, Streptophyta, Magnoliopsida, Rosales, Rosaceae.
AUGAAGGAGGUUGUGGAGCCCUUGAGGAAGCCAACUGCCUCGGCUGACGAAGGAGGUUAUGUUCUUCAGUCGUUUGAUGGAGGACCUGACUGCGUGUUUCAGAUGUAUUUGGAGGACCUGAAAGUUGAAGCUUCCAAGAUUGAGAACCCGUCGGCUCUGCUUCCACAUCAGAUCAUACCCUAUGUGAACGAUGAGGAUCUCGGGCAAGUGGCUGAGCUUCAGUGGAACGCAAUGCUGGGGGACAUGAUCAAGGGCACAUGCACAGGCAAAACUAAGAAAAAGAAGAAGAAUUUGAACAAUAGCUUGGCUGUUUGUGAUGUCUGCCCCUCAAGAAUGAGUGGAUCCUCCGCUGACGUAUCGGUGGGCUUGGGACUGUUAGUGUCUGAACUGAGUGAAGAGCCGGCAUGGAAAGGAAAGGUGAUCAACUUCAGCCGAAACCCUCGUCUGCAUUCCAUACCACAAGGAGAUGGCCUCAAGCCCAAGUGCGACUUUUUGAGGAGGAUGGACUGCCUGGAGGGGGAGGUUGAUAUUCAAAAGGUGUUCGAUUUGAUUCUGCAAGUUGCUGUGAAAGGGAAUUUGAAGCCGGAACAGAUGAUCAACAAGGUGUUUGUGAUCACCAGCUGGCUACACUAUGACUUGAAUUGGGCACAUCCAUGGGAGAGUGAUUAUGAGGCAAUACAGAGCAAGUUCAAGGAAAAAGGGUACGGGGAUGUGGUACCACAGAUAGAGUUUUUGAGUAUGGAGGUUCCAUACAGGAAUGACAAGUUGGUCGAGUGCUUCUUGGACACUGAUGGGGAAAUGGAAGGGGAUCCCAAAAAGACCAUGGAAGCAGACAUCUCUGCCCUACCCUAUCAAUUUCUGGUUGUAGUGGACUGA